Larimichthys crocea (large yellow croaker) is the source of this 884-nucleotide messenger RNA. It is a transcript of the gene mrpl17, whose product is annotated as mitochondrial ribosomal protein L17. Gene Ontology annotation, biological process: translation. The transcript is spliced from 3 exons. Lineage: Eukaryota; Metazoa; Chordata; Actinopteri; Sciaenidae. Gene Ontology annotation, cellular component: mitochondrial large ribosomal subunit; ribosome. Gene Ontology annotation, molecular function: structural constituent of ribosome. The record is from RefSeq and is a predicted model, not a curated record. The coding region runs from base 195 to 692 and encodes 165 amino acids.
GUUUCAUGAUCCAGUCGGACGGAUUUCACGACGCACCACCAAUGUCAAACCCAGCAGCAGUUCGUGUUGUCUUCGACCUCGCUCAGGUGUGACUCUCACGUCCAGGUAACUGUGUCCAGGUAACUGUGUCCAGGUAGAGGACAGCUUUCAUUAGAUAACUGUGGCGUGCGUGCGGGUCAGUCUAACCGGACACGAUGCGCCUCACGCUGCGAGCGUUGAUCUCCCACGGCCGGGUGGCCCGGAAGAUGGGUCUGGGUCCAGAGUCCCGCAUCAACAUGCUGCGGAACAUCCUGACAGGACUGGUCCGACAUGAGAGGAUCGAGACCACGACGGCCCGAGCAGAUGAAGUCCGUUUCUACGCCGAAAAGCUGGUUGACUACGCCAAAAGGGGAGACACAGACGAGAAGGCCAUGAAAAUGGCCAGUUUCUGGCUGACGGAAAAGGACCUGGUUCCAAAGCUCUUCAAUGUUCUCGCCCCACGGUUUGAAACUCAUUCAAAGGGCUACACCCGGAUGGCACGCCUCCCCAACAGAGAGAACCUGGACAGAGCUAAGAUGGCCGUCUUGGAGUACAAAGGCAAUCCCUUCCCGCCUCUGUAUCCUGUGAAAAAAGACAAUGAACUCACCCUCAUAAAUCAGCUUCUCAGAGGCUACAGAGAAGACAGGGCACAACAGUUGGCUACAAAAGCUUAAUUAAAACCGUCCUGGUGUUGCAUCCUCACUGAAGAGUGAUGGUUGUGUGAAGAGAUGCUGCAGAUUGUGGGGUACAGAGACUGAUGCAUCCCGAGUCAAGACAACAGUUCCAGCUCCCGAGGCAAAGGAAAAAUUCUGUAAAAGACUUUAUGGCUGAUAAUGUAUUAAUAAAUAAAUCUUCUUUCUUAACAA